UCUCAGUUCGGCGCGAACUGUCCGAGGGAUAACGCGUGUCAUUCGUGAGACAAAAACGUAAAUAACACGUGUGAAGAUAAAAAUCAUCGGAAACAUUCAAUUUUGUUCUUCAAUAAUAAAGUUGAAAGGGAACAAAACCCCUGUUCCAUUCGCUAAAAAAAUAUUGUCAAGUCGUUUAACACCACAAAACGAUAACUUUUGCGUCCACAGAUGUGUUUUUUAACCCACAACGAUCGUAAAAGGUCCUCCGUUAUUUUUUUUUAUGUUAAAUGACAUUUCAUUCAACCACACAGAAGAAUUUUUCCGAAUCGUUCGGACACUUUUUACGGAAGUUUCAGUACUUUUUACGAAACAUAAAUUUAACAGUACAACUACCUAACAGUUGUUCAAUUUUUCCCGAUUUUUAUUCUCUUCAAAACGUUUCUCUCAAAUUUAUUUUUAAUGAAUUCAGUUUUUUAAUUGUAGUUUAAAAAUGUGUAAAGAAUGUCUUGAGUUGGCCCAAUUUGCAUAAAAGUAGUGAGUGAAAUAUAAGUCUCCUACAUAAUUUUGAACUGUCCCUUAGACAUUAAAAAAUAUAUCGAAUUGUUUUUUAAUUUUUCUAUCGGAGUAAUAUGAGGGUGAGUUUAGUAAAGAGAAGUUGUGAGAAUUCUAUUGGACGUGAGUGAUGUCAUGGUAUGUCUGACGGAAGCUGAAAGGUGUUACUGAUCCAAACAAUUAAUUGCUAGGCGGGGGAUCAGAGGACUGACCCCAUGGGGUCAGUUGGCCAGUGGAUAUAUCGCGGGUGAUGAUGCUCAAUGACAGUCACAGUUUCAUUAGAAAAAAUUGUCUAUUCGUUAAAUUUUAAGGCGGAAGUGUCUCCAACUUUUUACGAUAAAUUUCAACCAAAAAAAAAAUUCCUCCAAAAAUCUCCUUCAAAUAAAAAUGUUACUAAUUUUUUCAUAAAAAAUAAUUGCUAAUAAGUGUUCCAUUAACAGAAUAGUUGAUCAUUUUAUCAGUAAAAAAUUGUUAAUAAUAGUGUAGUCGUGCAGAAAGAAAGACUUGAUUUUUAUCGCGUGGAAAUAACAGCAAAAAGUUUCUUAAACUCUUGAAAUUUCUUCGUAAAAAAUUGAGUCUUUUUUUAUUAUGUUUAAAUAUGUUUAUUUGAAGGAGUGAGAUUCAUGGCCUCAGUGUGGAUUACGGUUCAGCAUAUGUGGGUGCAUUCAAGUGCAAUGAUAUCGUGUAAAUGAAGACACUGAAAAUAAUAAAAAAUGAGAUCGCGUGGUGCAUUAACUCACGGACAAUUAGAUUUAAAAUGUGGAAUUAUUUAAACCUGUUCAGGGUAUUACCAGACGUCUCGAAGAUGCCCUAGAACAUGCGACACUCCUCGCGCAGGUCACGUGGUGUUAAAAAAAAUUGGAGCAUAUUUUCGGAUUGAUAAAAGUGGCGAAUUGUGGGGGAGAUAAUGGGGUUGUGUGAGAACAUAGCUUUUUUGAGGCUGCUGCCCACAUCCGGUUAUCACAUUGUCUGGACAUGGGAUGCCGGAAAUGGAACAAUGAUCAGGAUGACGACAAGUGCAUCAUCCAGAUCGGAUUGCUUCAUCGAGCUGGUGAACUUCAUCGUCGUGAUCAUCUCGCUGAUCGCGGCAUUGUGUCUCAUGAUAAAAUAUCGAUUGACAGAUCACCGCAAAUGUAGAAAUAAUCUACUGCCCCUGCACAAUGUCCGGAGUAUCCUGUGCCUCCUCCUCCUCAUAUUCCUGACUGUGGAAUUAUCGGAGGGCUUAAUAACACAUUCAUGGCUGCUCCAGUUGAUCAGUCUCAUAACAAUAAUCAUCUGCUGGUUUUUACAUCGUGCUACGGAGAUUCGCGAUGGCCUGGGUCUGGCUGUGUCUGGUGGUGCAUUCACCACUAUUGCUGUCGCAAGAUUAUGGAGAUUAAUUCAUUUAAAUAGAUUGGAACUGGACCUGAGACAUGUGAGGACAAUUAGCACAUUGGGAACAGCAACUGUUUGUGCUGUUUUGGCGGUUGUUGACUCCUAUGCGCUCUACCGCAUCAUGGAGAGGAGCAAGCGAUACGAUAUUCGUGGAUCCGGAAAUACACGUUCAUCUUACAAGCAUUCACAGUCGGUUCUACUGAGUAAACUGACUUUCCACUGGGUCGUUGAGAUUCUUUCACGUGGGUACAGAGCAACACUUGAACUCAAUGAUCUUGGGGAUUUACCCGAGGAGGAAUCAACCGUUAUACAAUUUGAGAAAUUUCGGAGAAUUUAUGACGACGAAAAAAACACCUCGAUGGAUGGACGUCCGUCACUCUGGACGUGUUAUUGGCGUCGUGUCUGGCCGGCAUUCGUCCUUGGUGGUGUACUGAAGUUGUUUGGUGAUGCCACAACACUAGUUGGCCCCCUGGUGAUCUCAAGAAUCGUGAAUUACGUGGCAGUGUGUCAGAACUCAACUCAUAAGGAUAGAAAUAUUUAUGGGAGGUACAUAACGUGGGAUGAAUUGAUGGAAAAUGGUUAUUUUCUCAGUAUCAUUAUUUUUGGUGCUGCCAUACUGCAGAGUACAUUGAGCCAAGCAUCAACGCAUUUCUUCAAUGUCGAAGGAAUCCGACUGCGAACAGCAUUACAGGCCCUGAUUUACCAUAAAUCACUCCGCCUUUACUCCUGGACAAUUUUAGAGGAAGAAGAACCACCGAAGGAUGAUAAAGACGCUCAAACCAAGAGCCACACCGCAGACAUCGGUACUCUCACGAAUUUAAUGGCCGAGGAUGCUUACAACGUCAUGAGCUUUUUUUGGAUUGGACACUACACUUGGGCAAUUCCACUCAAAAUCUUCGCUAUUAUUGGUUUACUCCACAUGAAGCUCGGUGUUAGUGCCAUUGUUGGAGUUAUCUGUUGUAUUUUAAUUGUCAUGCCUAUGCAAUUCUCAUUGGGGAAGAGAAUAUCAAGGAAUCUAAAAACUGUUGCGGAGAAAAGUGACUCAAGAUUAAAAUUAUUGAACGAAAUACUCCAAGGAAUGAGACUAGUGAAACUUCGUGCCUGGGAAUUAAUAUUCGAGCGUCGAAUACAACAUACAAGAGACAUAGAAUUAUCAUUACUGGACAAGGAUUCUCUCUACUGGGGUCUGAUAACAUUCCUCACUCACGCAUCAUCCGUCCUUACAACUCUAUUCACGUUCGGCGUCUACUUCUGGGUGGAGGAGACUCAUUUGGAUGCCGGCAAUGUUUUUGCCAGUCUAGCACUCUUCUCACAACUCACUGUACCACUCUUCAUAUUUCCGGUUAUCGUUCCCAUCAUUCUAAAUGCCCGGAUAUCAACCAAGAGGUUGGAGGACUUUUUAUCACUGCCAGAGACCGCCAAUGUACUCCCGGAAGUCGAGACUCGACGAACCAGUGACGAAGACGAUGAGCAGACCAACUCAGUAUCCAUCAAUGAGAGCUCUGGGGAGAGAAAUAUCCAGAGUAUCUCAACAUUCGGAACCCUCGGCAACAUUACAGAAGAUGAAGAGGAACACCCGUGUCUUCACCUCCUCGGAAAAUACGAAACGAGUUCGUCUUGCGAUACUGUCUUCGAAAAAGACGCCGAACCGGUGAAGCCAGCACUUCUGUACAUCAAUGGAGUCUUCGCCCUGGGAUCAGAAGAAGCCCAUCUGGUGGUUGACGAACUUAUCAUCCCUCGAGGUAAAUUGACUCUAAUCGUCGGUAAAACCGGAAGCGGCAAGACCUCCCUGAUCUCCGCAAUGCUGGGCGAGAACCCAAAGUUGAGAGGGAAAAUUCAAUGGGCGAGGGACGUCAAGGUCGCAUACGUCUCCCAACGCCCUUGGCUGCUCAACGCAACCCUUCAAGAGAACAUAAUAUUCGGUUCCACCUACAACAAGAACAGAUACAAGAGUGUGCUGCGCGCUUGUGCACUACAACCGGAUGUCGACAUAUUGCCUGGAAAGGAUAUGACGCGAAUCGGCGAGAAAGGGAUUAAUCUGAGUGGAGGGCAGAAGCAGAGGAUUGCCAUCGCUAGAGCGAUCUACUCCGAUGCUGACACCAUCAUCCUGGACGAUCCACUAUCUGCCCUGGAUCAACAGGUAAGUCAGCAGAUCUUCGAACAGGGCAUUCAGAAACUUCUCCUCCGAAAAUCCCGUACCGUUAUCAUGGUGACACAUCGUCUAGAGUUGAUUCCCUUUGCCGACAACAUCGUGGCCCUCGAGAAUUGUCGACUCCGCUCCGUCGGCCCUCUAUCCCUCAUUGAAGCGACCGAUCCCCAGCUACUCCAAGAAUGGAAGGAAGCUGCCAAGAGACAAGCUGACGUCAUCCACAGAACGGCGAAGGACCGCUGGUCCCUGGUCCGCUUGGUCUCCAGGAUCGCUGGUUUUUCAGCCAAACACAGACAGGCCAGCGAUGGCUCCUGGAUGACGGAGCAAGACGCGCACGUGUCACCACCGAUUUUCGUCCCCCUCAGGCACCGGAAGUCAAUGCUGUCAGAGUCCAGAUACCUCGCGCAUGAUCUCACAGACCUACCGGUGGCUGUGGAGGAGUGGGGGACCUUGAAAAAACGAUCUAAAAGACACAGGAGUGCAGCAAGAGCUAUUAGUCUCCAACCGCCCAAGCAUCCACCUCCUGUGCUGAGGCAGAGCAGCACUCCAACUAUUUUGGAGAGUCAUUAUAUUGUACCGAGGAAAAGGCAUAACACCACGGGAGACAGUGAGCAGAGUACCGGUAUGCUCAGACAGCUCUUCUCCGGGAAAAUAAUCCACCUGUCCGACGAAGGAAACUUAAACACAGAGAAGAAAGUCCUGAAGAGACUGAUGUCCUCGUCGUCCAUGAAGAACCCCGAGUUCGAAGGGAGAACGAUCAGAAGACUUAUCUCGACGGAGUCCGGAACGGAAGACCCAGAGGAGUCCCAAGAGAGGUGUGAAGAGAACGAAGAGGAGCAAAAUUACGAAGACAAUGGGGGGAUCGUGGACAGCAGGGUUUGGCUGGCAUAUCUGAGAGCUGGGGGCUUCGGUCCCUGUUUCAUGUACCUGGGGGCAGCCCUUGGGUGUCAAGCCCUCCGGGUCUACACUGACCUGUGGCUCAGCGAGUGGACGAAUCUGGGGGCUGGAGUGAUUGAAGAAUCGAGCAGUCGUGAACAGACAGUCUUCUACUUCAGGAUGUACAUUAUCCUCUCGAUCGGGUCGAUCGUCCUCUCGGCGUUCAACAGUGCAGCUGGUCAGUGGGCAGGUGCCAUAGCUCGAAAGAGGCUUCACCAAGAGGCGAUAAAUUCACUUCUCCGAGCGCCAAUGAAUUUCUUCGAGCAAACUCCCAUCGGGAGAAUUCUGAACAGAUUCAGCGCCGAUGUGGGAGUCAUCGACAAGAAGCUACCGACAGCAUUUCAGAAAUUAACUUUUUUCGUUCUACUCUGUGGCUCCGCGAUGAUCGUCAACGUCAUCAUAUCGCCGUGGUUCCUCGUUGCUGCUGUUCCAACGUCACUGGCAUAUUUUUUCCUCCAGAAGUUUUACAGGAACAGCGCGAGGGAACUGCAGAGGCUGGAAGGAAGCACUAGAGGACCUGUUGCCGCACAUUUUUCGGAAACACUGGCGGGUCUGCCGAUCGUCAGAGCUUCCAAGCAACAGGACCGGUUCAUGGACGACAUGAUUGAGCACCUGGACGCCAAUACAAAUGCCUUUUUGAUACUGAACACCAGCAAACAGUGGCUGGGCAUUGCUCUGGAUUAUCUGGGAGCUGUGGUGGUGGUGGCCUCAAUAUUCACAGCUCUACUGUCUGCGGAGUGGUACCCAGAGCGGGUAACACCUGUACUCGUUGGUCUUGCCAUAAAUUACACGUUUCUUGUACCGAUUUAUCUCAACUGGGUAGUUAAAUUUGUCUCGGAGAUUGAGAUGUACAUGGGAAGUGUGGCGAGAUUAACCGAGUACACGAAAAUCCCACGGGAGAAUUACCGAGAAACUGGAUAUGAAGCUGAAGAAACUUGGCCGGAAAAGGGAGAAAUCGUUUUUGAAAAUGUUUCUCUUCGGUAUCAUCCACGCGCUGAGCCUGUUGUCAAGGAUUUGAAUCUCAGAAUUCCUGCCGGUCAAAAGUUGGGAAUCUGUGGUAGAACCGGAAGUGGAAAGUCAACAACAGUGAUGGCUCUGUUUCAACUUUUGGAAGUCUCGCAGGGCCGGAUUCUCAUCGAUGGGAUCGAUUUGCGGAGAGUAUCGCUUCUUAGUUUGAGGUCGAGGCUAUCGGCUAUACCUCAGGACGUCAUCAUGUUCAGUGGGACCAUUAGAGAGAAUUUGGAUCCCCUCGCCGAACACCAAGAUGACGAGUUGUGGUCAGCACUUCAGCUAGCCCAAAUGAAGGACAUAAUCGCCUCUCAUCCCGAAGGAUUGGACCUGGAGGUGCGCGAGGGUGGGGAAAACUUCUCGUCUGGACAAUUGCAAUUACUGAGUAUGGCCCGAGCAACACUUCGACAAUCAGCGGUGGUAGUGCUGGACGAGGCCACCAGUGCUCUCGACGCAUCUACGGAGAAGUCGCUGCUACGCGAAAUGUCGAAUGCUUUUCGGAAAAGAACUGUCAUUACAAUUGCACAUAGAGUGGCGUCACUUCUGUCCUGCGAUCGGAUUAUUGUUUUCGACGAGGGAAAAAUUGUGGAAGAGGGAACGCCAAACGAACUUUCGACAAAACCACUGGGGUCUUUUGCAGCCAUGUUGAGGGCCUCAGAGAUGGGCCAAUCAACUGACGACUGAUAUUUUUAUAUCUAAAAUGAUUAUGAUUAUUUUUUUUUAUGCGACGAAUGUAAAUAAAAUUAGAUAAUACAUUAUUUUAUCUUUUUACGAACGAUGAAACGAUGAUUCAUAAUUUUUACUAAGACGAAUCAAUCAUUCUGUUGAUGACUUAUCCGUUUUUAGUUCACUUUUCUAAUGAUCUACGUUCGAGGAAAAAUGAAAUCACUCAGUUUGAACCGCUUAAUUCAUUCUUCACUUUUUUCUCGACAAUCCGUGCGUAACUGAAGCAAUAAUGCUUGACCUUGAGAUCUUAUUCAUUACUUCGGUCAUUCUUUCCGAGAAUAAAUCCGCAAAAAUUAUGGAGGAGGAUUAUGUAAAGAUUGGUUUAGAUAUUGUUAUGUAGCCUUCAAUCAUAUCGGUUAUAAAUAAACAACCGAAACGAGGCAAUAAAUCUUUUGUCGGGGGAAAAGAUUUUCAGAGAAAAUUUAUUUUUUUUUAAUUUGCGGUGGAGGAUUUAUCGUAUGAACGAGAACAUUUCCGCUUGAGUCCCAACGAGUUAGAGAAUUUCUACGGGAUUUUUAUUUUCUGAGCUUUUCAUUCCGAAAGUGGAAUUUUUACUGAAUAAUUAUCAAAAAAUAAGGGAAUUUUCAGCAGAAAAGUACAAAAUUUUUCGUAAAAAUCAGGAAUUUUUCCUGAUCGUUAGGACAAUUUUUACAGAAUUUUCAGAAUCUGUUUUUUUUUUUCAAAGCAAAAUUUAGUUCUGCGAUUCCGUAAAAUGGCAGUAAUUUUUCUAUAAUUUCUUAUCCGCGUGUCAAUUUAACUGACGAUUUCUUCCACGUCGCUACACGAUUUUUCUUCGUAUGCGAAUGGCUAGAGAACGACUGGAUCUCAGGUCUAAGGUGUGAAACGAUAAUAAUUGACAAAAAAUGCUGGUAUCGAUGGCUUUAAACGCCUGAGCGAGCGAGUUGUCGGCUUUUUUUUUCAGUCACACCAGUAGCACUAGAGCCUCGGUGGUGAUAACACCUCAACGCUUUGCGCGACUCCAAUUUUUUUUCUCUCAUUUCAAAAAAUCGUUAGCUAAUGCUAUUGUGUGUUAUGCCGAUGAACAAAUAAUCUCUGGGAGUUAUUCCAGUGUUUCGCGCGAAUUGCGAGAGGUGCCGGGUUCACUUCCG
Diachasmimorpha longicaudata is the source of this 7836-nucleotide messenger RNA. It is a transcript of the gene Sur, whose product is annotated as ATP-binding cassette sub-family C member Sur-like. Gene Ontology annotation, molecular function: ATP hydrolysis activity; ATP binding; ABC-type transporter activity. Lineage: Eukaryota; Metazoa; Arthropoda; Insecta; Hymenoptera; Braconidae. Bases 1442 to 6685 code for a protein of 1747 amino acids. Gene Ontology annotation, cellular component: membrane. The record is from RefSeq and is a predicted model, not a curated record. Gene Ontology annotation, biological process: transmembrane transport. The transcript has 20 exons.